This is a messenger RNA of Apis laboriosa (Himalayan honeybee), 1650 nucleotides long. RefSeq names its product tax1-binding protein 1 homolog. The record is from RefSeq and is a predicted model, not a curated record. The transcript is spliced from 9 exons. NCBI's taxonomy places the organism in Eukaryota, Metazoa, Arthropoda, Insecta, Hymenoptera, Apidae. Bases 1 to 1650 code for a protein of 549 amino acids.
AUGAAAAUGUAUUGCUGUGCACGUGGCACGUUUCACUGUCAGUAUACCAAUGGAGUUCAUUUUGAGAAAUUAAGAACGAAAUACAGUAUCGACGAGAACAUACUUGUACAUUAUACAAUACAAGAGAGAGUUCAUACAUCAACGCGUGAUUGGAUCGGAAUUUUUCCAAGAGGAUGGACCAAUUUACAGCAAUAUCUUACGUUUGAAUACGUCACUGUAUCACCUAAGAAUCUAUCGAAUUUAUCCAAUCGAAAUAUUACGUUUUUACAUACUUUCCAUCGAGAGGCACUGCCAAACGUCGAUUAUCAAUUCGUUUACGUGAGCAAAGAAAUAGAAAUCUUAGGAACUAGCUCUUAUUUCCGCUUCAUUGUGACCCCAAAUGUUCGUCCCCUCGAUCUAAGCUCGAAUACGCCGAACUAUGACAUUGUCAACGAUAAUCAUAUACCCACGAUUCUGUCACCGACAAUCGGGAACACGGGAAAGAUAAUCGGAUGUAGCCGAUCGACCGACAAUAUCGUUCAAUCGUAUCGUACGAGGCGAUCGUUUGGAGAUCAAAGACAGAAAAUGGAGAGAACGUGCCGAUUUUGCUCGAAAUCGGCAUCGUUCACCACGAACAGGGUUCAAUUCCUAGUAUUGCAUAAUGAACAACUCGUAUCGAGAGUGAACCGUCUCACUCGCGACUUAGAAUUAACAGAAGCAACUGUGAAAAGCGAAAGAAUGGCGCAAACAGUUUUGACAAAGAAAUUGCAAGCUUACGAGACGUUCAUCGCGGAUAUGUUCAAAUGUCUGAAUAUCAUGGGAACUGUAAAGAUUAUGGAUAAAUCAGGAAAAGAGAUGAUUGUACAAAAAAUAAAACCAAAGGAUCUACCUCUGAUGCGCGAUGAGGCAGGUGAUAAACCUCUUCCUAUUCUUGAAGUUUCAAUGUUGAAUCAAUCCUCUGAAAUGAAAGAAUAUAAUAAUGAAGCAACAAUAAAAGUAGAACGAGUAGAGAAUAUUCCUCAAUUACCGCACAUAUUCAAAAUAGAGGAUAACAAAGAAGCUAUGAUUAAGAAUUGGAAAAAAGAUAUAGAGUUCUCCGUGAAAAAAGAAUUCACGGCUGUCAAAGAAGAGAAAAAGUUUGACAUUAGCUUGUCCGUAGAAGAGCAGCAGCCUCAGUUCGAUACGAAUAUUUCGAUAGAGGCGACAGGGAUUAAAGAAGAGGAUCAUGAGAAUCGGCGCGGUUCUUAUAUAACGAAAGAGGCCACGGGCGCAACGAACGAACCGGAAGAUAAUACAUGCAAAGCCACUUGUAAAAUCGAACAGUUUAACUGUGCCGAGGACAAAUUAGAUGAUACGAAAAAUACAAUCUAUGACGAGAAAAAUAUCGGGCAAAAUAUGGAUUCGUUGAUAAGCGUGGACUCGUUAAAAUGUUGUUGCGAUUGUCAUUUGAAUACGUCAAAGACGCUUAGUAUUAACAAAAAGAUUGAUAGCGAUAAUGUGAAAGAAUGGGCGCUUCAAUGCGAAUGUGACUUGGAGAUAUCCGAUGAAAUGUAUCAGAUGAUCGAUAACUAUGCGGAACGGCGUCAUAGUAGUAGCAUUGACGUGACGAAAAAUGGCUUAUCCGCGAUUCUGAUAAAGGGUAGAAAUGCCAAAUUUGGUGUUAUCAAGUAA